Molecule: messenger RNA, 874 nt
Organism: Camellia sinensis
Lineage: Eukaryota; Viridiplantae; Streptophyta; Magnoliopsida; Ericales; Theaceae
Source: RefSeq, a predicted model, not a curated record
UGAUUGAUAUGAAGGGAGAUAAGGGGUUAAAUGACUUUGAUUGGUAAAAGGAAUAUAAGGGUUCAAAAUGACUUCGAAUAGUAUAUUUAGCUACCUAAAGAAACACCUAAAAACUUAGAAGGCACCAAAAACUCAGUACAUUUAGCUACCUGAAGAAACACCUAAAAAUAAUGAUAUAUAUAUAUAUAUACUUUUGCAUCAUAGUUGACUGAAUAUGUUCUUCUUUUAUUUUCUCUAUAAAUUGUGACCUUAUUUUUUUGAAGAGCUAAAAAUUGACUUUCUGAUGCUUCCUUCUCUCAUUUCUUUGCAUGCAGAUGUUGUAGCUUUGGUUGUAUUGAUAUCUCAUACAGAUCAAAUAAAUGACCUAGUUUUUGGUCAUGAGAGUGCUUUAAAAGGGUUACACAAAGAUGCUGUCAUCAUUCUCCAUUCAACCAUACUACCUGCUCAUAUACAGAAGCUCGAGAAGCGACUCACAGAGGAUUUGGAGAGAGUUUUUGUAGUUGAUAUAUAUGUCUCUAAGGGAAUGUCAGAGGUUUUGAAUGGCAAAAUAAUGAUUAUUUCAUCAGGACAGUCGGAUGCCAUUACAAGGGCACGCCCUGUUCUCUCUGCUAUGAGUGAGAAACUUUAUGUUUUUGAGGGGGCACUUGGUGCUGGAAGCAAAAUUAAAAUGGUAAUAGAGCUGCUUGAGGGCAUUCAUUUUGUUUCUUCCGUGGAGGCCAUUUCUCUAGGUGCCCAAGCUGGUAUUCAUCCAUGGAUAAUUUAUGACAUUAUUUCUAAUGCUGCUGGAAAUUCAUGUUUGCUGAUCUGCUAUACUAAUCUGCUAUUCUUCUGGUGCUACUGUGAUGUUGCUGCUGUUGCUGAGAUGCUGUGGUGA